Leptosia nina is the source of this 999-nucleotide messenger RNA. NCBI's taxonomy places the organism in Eukaryota, Metazoa, Arthropoda, Insecta, Lepidoptera, Pieridae. The record is from the annotation of a GenBank genome assembly.
AUGUCUGCAAUGAACGAGACCACGGUCGCCGAAGGAAAUGCACUGAACGCGAAAAUUAUAACAAUGACCUGCCUCUUCAGCGUCUCCAUGAUAGUCGGGUCUCUGCCGAGUAUAAUAUCCAUUAAGUACAAAUGGUUCACGCCAAAGGAAGACACGAACAUGCGUACUUCUAACUCCCUGGUCGUUGGGUUGCUUUCGUUCGGAGGGGGAGUGCUGUUCGCUACGACGUUUAUGCAUCUACUGCCCGAAGUUGACAAGAAUGUGAAAGAGUUACAAGAACAAGGCAGACUACCAGAAAUGCCAAUAUACCUGGCGGCCCUAAUCAUGUGUUGCGGUUUCUUCAUGAUGUACCUGGUCGAGGAGUUAGUCCAUGUAUACAUAACGAGGAGAGAAAACAAGACUGCCAACACUAGCUUUACAAGAGUGCUAAGCAUAAGACGAAGCAAUUCCGAAGAAGAAGGUGCCACGCAGGUCAUAAAGAGUGUGGAGGCAGGUGCAAAGGGCCAUGGACACAGUCAUUUACCGAUACAGGGCGACGACACUAUAGUGUCUGCUUUAAGAGGAUUAUUGAUCGUACUUGCGCUGUCCAUACACGAGCUGUUUGAAGGUCUUGCUGUGGGCUUGGAGGCUUCAGCCAAUAGUGUCUGGUUUAUGUUUGGGGCAGUAUCAGCUCAUAAGUACAUCAUUGCCUUCUGCAUUGGAGUAGAACUUCUCGCAGCAGGAACCAAGAAGUGGCUUUCUACAAUUUACAUCUUCACAUUUUCCUUUGUGUCCGCUUUGGGUAUCGGAGUGGGAAUCCUACUGGUCGGAGGAUCUGGUGCCGCGUCAGCUGGUCUGUACUCUGUUGUCUUGCAGGGUCUGGCUUGUGGAACGUUGGUCUAUGUAGUUUUCUUCGAGGUAUGGAGACAAGAUAGGAGCGGAAUAAUGCAGUUCCUGUGCGCUCUCGUAGGAUUUACGCUCAUGGUCAUUUUAGAUGCUGUAGCUGAGUCCCUUAUGUGA